Molecule: messenger RNA, 909 nt
Organism: Haliotis rubra (blacklip abalone)
Lineage: Eukaryota; Metazoa; Mollusca; Gastropoda; Lepetellida; Haliotidae
Exons: 5
Coding region: 58-909 (283 amino acids)
Source: RefSeq, a predicted model, not a curated record
AAACUAAUCUACAUUAGAUAUUCUUACAACAGGAAGAAUGAAAUCAGAGAGUUUAAAAUGUAUAUCACAGUGAUAUAUCAAAUUUUGCUUUGGUAUUCUGACAGCUCGAGAAAACGCCACACACGAAAACGACCGCAUUCCCUUGAGGGUGCAGGUGAAUUAAGAGACGACAACAGUGAACUCAGUUUUUCUGGAGAAACAUCUACUUAUGAAAGUGCUGAUGACAUGAGCCGUUCUAGAAAUGAGGAUGGGUACUGGUCGGAGGUGACGGAAUCUGACGAUGACGACAUGGAGGCAAUACAAUCAAGUGAUGAUGCAAGGGAAGCAGGUGAAAUACAGCUGCAAGAUAAGUCCAGAGAUGACAGUCUACGUGACUGCGCUGAGCAAACCAUCAAGGAACGGAUUUCAGGAACAGCAUCUUCACCGUUGCUACCUCAUGUGACAAAAUGCCUUAAGGAACAUUCUUGUACAACGAUCAUUGGUCAGCCUGGUGAUGGCAAAACUACUCUUGCUUUCCAGGUUUUGUCUGAAAUGCACAAAAGAAAUGGAAAGUUUAUGUUGUGGAAACACCACAGGAUUAUUUUCGGAUCCAAAAGAGUGACAGAUAUAUCAUUCUUUUUCAACAACAUUUUUGGCAAUCCCAACUUUCAGUUUGACCACUACCGAAAAUGGCAUCCUGUCCUGCUAGACAUGGACAGCUACAUCCUUAAGACGUCAGCUCAUGGAUUCGUGUUCUCCACAUUCAUGGACUUCAGAGCAAAAGAGAUACAACGUAGUGGAGAAUUAUUUAGAACCUGUGCUAAGUGGAACCAUGCAGAAGGAUGUGAGGUUUUGUUGAAAUAUGUGGAGGUCAACUCCACCAGUAAACGGGGCAACACAGCCCUUCACUACGCAGCCAGCCUCGGAUAA